UCUCUCUUUCUCUCUUUUUUUCCCUGGCUUUUUUUUUCCCUUGGGGCUUGUUAAAAAAACCACAAAAAAAAACUUAAAAACAUUAAAAAAACCCUUAUUUUUUUAUAAUGUCUUCUCCAGUCGUCAACCCCACACCUGCCGAAGCCGCCGCCGCUGCCACGGAACAGCCUCAGCAGCAGCAACAGCCUCAGCAGCAGCAACAGCAGCAGCCUUUGCCUCAGGAGUCUAUUGUCGCCGCCCCAGCUCCUCCUUCUGCUUCGUUGUAUGUCGGCGAACUUGAUCCCUCGGUUACUGAGGCCAUGUUAUUCGAGAUGUUCAACUUGAUCGGUCCCGUUGCAUCCAUCCGUGUGUGCAGAGAUGCGGUUACUCGUCGUAGUUUGGGAUACGCUUAUGUCAACUUCCACAAUGUGGUUGAUGGCGAGCGUGCUAUGGAGUCUCUCAACUACACCCUUAUUAAGGGUAAGCCCUGCCGUAUCAUGUGGUCUCAGCGUGAUCCUUCUUUGCGCAAGACUGGCAGCGGUAACGUCUUCAUCAAGAACCUUGAUGCCUCCAUCGAUAACAAGGCUCUUCACGAUACCUUCUCUGCUUUCGGAAACAUCCUUUCCUGCAAGAUCGCCAUGGAUGAAAGCGGUAACUCCAAGGGCUACGGUUUCGUCCACUACGAGACUGAAGGUGCCGCCGAUAACGCUAUCAAGCACGUCAACGGCAUGUUGUUGAACGAUAAGAAGGUUUAUGUCGGUCGUCAUGUCCCCAGAAAGGAACGUCAAGCCAAGAUCGAGGAGUUGCGCGCCAAGUUCACCAACGUCUACGUUAAGAAUUUGGAUCUUGAUGUCGAUGAUAAGGAGUUCACCGAAAUGUUUGGCAAGUACGGUCCCAUCACCUCUGCUGUGAUCCAAAAAGACGAAGAAGGUAAAUCCAAGGGCUUCGGUUUCGUCAACUACGAGAACUUUGAAGACGCUCGCAAGGCUGUCGACGAUCUCCACGAGAAGGAACACAAGGGCAAGAUCUUGUAUGUCACCCGCGCUCAGAAGAAGACCGAACGUGAGGAAGAAUUGCGCCGUCAGUACGAACAAGCCAAGCUUGAGAAACUUGCCAAGUACCAAGGUGUCAACCUCUAUGUCAAGAACUUGGAUGAUGAUAUCGAUGAUGAGAAGCUCCGUCAGGAAUUCUCUGUCUACGGUGUGAUCACCAGCGCCAAGAUCAUGAGAGAUGAACGUGGCAAUUCCAAGGGUUUCGGUUUUGUUUGCUUCUCUUCGCCCGACGAAGCUACCAAGGCUGUGACUGAAAUGAACGGUCGUAUGAUCGGCUCCAAGCCCAUCUAUGUCGCUCUUGCUCAGCGCAAGGAAGUCCGUCGCUCUCAGUUGGAGGCCCAGAUGGCCCAACGUAACCAACUCCGCAUGCAACAAGCUUUGUCCAUGCCCGGUGCUCCUGGUUACAUUCCCAACCCUAUGUUCUAUGGUCCCCCUGGUGGUUUCAUUCCUCAGGGUCAGCGUGCCGUCUUCCCUCCCAACGGCAUGAUGCCUCGUCCUCGUUGGGCUCCCCAGCCUCAGCAAGGUCAGCCCAUGCCCGGCUAUCCUCAGCAACAAGGUUUUGUCAACCGUCCUCCUCGCGGCCCUCGUCCCGCUCGUGGUGGUGCUCAACCUCAGCAAGGUCGUCAGCAGCAAGGCCAGCGCAAGCCUCAGCAACAGCAAGCUGCCAAGGAGGAUGAAAACACUUUGACCGCCGCCGCUUUGGCUGCUGCUCCCCCGGAGAUGCAGAAGCAGAUGCUUGGUGAACGUUUGUACCCCUUGAUCAAUGCUCAGCAGCCCGAAUACGCUGGCAAGAUCACCGGUAUGCUUUUGGAGAUGGACAACAGCGAAUUGUUGAACUUGUUGGAAGAUAAGGAAGCUUUGGAUGCCAAGAUCGCUGAAGCUAUGGAUGUUCUCAAGGCUCAUUUGCAAACCUCAAAGGAAGAACAGAAGGACGAGCAGUAAAAUAAUCUUUGUUAUUAUUUUUCACAUAUCAUGGAUUUUUUUACAUCUGUGAUAUUCUAAAGAAUACUCGGUAGUCUUAUUUCUUUUUUUUUUGUGAUCAUUCACCCACUAGGGAAAAUAAAGGGAGAUUUAUAUUUUAA
Molecule: messenger RNA, 2113 nt
Organism: Radiomyces spectabilis
Lineage: Eukaryota; Fungi; Mucoromycota; Mucoromycetes; Mucorales; Radiomycetaceae
Exons: 2
Coding region: 108-1973 (621 amino acids)
Cellular component (GO): ribonucleoprotein complex
Molecular function (GO): RNA binding
Source: RefSeq, a predicted model, not a curated record